Molecule: messenger RNA, 225 nt
Organism: Ostertagia ostertagi
Lineage: Eukaryota; Metazoa; Nematoda; Chromadorea; Rhabditida; Trichostrongylidae
Source: the annotation of a GenBank genome assembly
GGUAACGUCUAUGGAUAUAUUCAUCUGUACGAUGCGUUACGUCUCUAUGCGACUGCCGUUCGUUCGGCCAUGAAUCUGACCGGAAAUCCGAACAUCUACCAGGACGGAAGAUUUAUAUGGAAUCAAAUGCGGCGCAUAACGUUCCCAGGUCUUGUUUCGGCCGCUGGUGUCAGUUCUGGAACUGUUAUGAUGGACGACAUUGCUGAACGUGCUCCAGUGUACGCA